This is a messenger RNA of Solanum dulcamara, 1626 nucleotides long. RefSeq names its product methionine gamma-lyase-like. NCBI's taxonomy places the organism in Eukaryota, Viridiplantae, Streptophyta, Magnoliopsida, Solanales, Solanaceae. The coding region runs from base 99 to 1454 and encodes 451 amino acids. The record is from RefSeq and is a predicted model, not a curated record. The transcript has 3 exons. Gene Ontology annotation, biological process: transsulfuration. Gene Ontology annotation, molecular function: pyridoxal phosphate binding; carbon-sulfur lyase activity. Gene Ontology annotation, cellular component: cytoplasm.
UCUUUCCCCUUAUUUUGCUCACACACACAAAUUAAAUUUCCCAAAUCUACUUAUCAAAAGGCUCUAAUCAUUUCUCUCCACAAAAAAUCUACUUAGAAAUGGCAGAUACAUUGAACCAAAACAACAUCGUUGUUUCUUCUAACAAGAAGAGAUCGUCGGGUUCCGAUGAGUGGGACCAUCACGACGAUUCCUUUUUCGUCACCAAAAAACAAUCGAAAUCGCUUGUAUGGGAGGAUCCGGCCGCGGCGUUAGCCAAUGCUCGCCACGAAUUCGGCGAACACGGAGGUGUUAACAUGUCCAUCGAGGCCUCCGCCACGUUCACCGUCAUGGAACCGGAGACGAUGCGCCGCAUGUUCUCCGGGGAACUUGGUCCGGACCGUGAUUUCUUCAUCUACAGCCGCCAUUUCAAUCCGACGGUGCUCAAUCUCGGACGCCUCAUGGCGGCGCUUGAGGGAACGGAAGCUGCUUACUGUACGGCUUCCGGCAUGUCGGCGAUAUCAUCGGUGUUGCUACAGCUGUGCAGUUCAGGUGGACACGUGGUGGCUUCGCAGACGCUGUAUGGUGGGACCCAUGCGUUGCUCACGCAUUUUUUGCCGAGGGCUUGUAACAUAACGACGUCGUUUGUGGACAUAAGGGAUUUGGAAAUGGUUAAUGAAGCUAUAGUUGAAGGGAGAACAAAUGUGCUGUAUUUUGAGUCAGUGUCGAACCCGACGCUGACGGUGGCUAACGUGCCGGUGUUGAGCAGGAUAGCGCAUGAAAAAGGUGUGACGGUGGUGGUGGACAACACUUUUGCUCCGAUGGUGCUGUCGCCGGCGAAGUUAGGUGCUGAUGUUGUUGUUCAUAGUAUUUCCAAGUACAUUAGCGGUGGAGCUGAUAUCAUUGCAGGUGCUGUUUGUGGGCCAGCAAGUCUUGUGAACUCCAUGAUGGAUCUUCAUCAAGGGUCUCUUAUGCUAUUGGGCCCAACAAUGAACCCAAAAGUGGCCUUUGAAAUUGCAGAAAGACUUCCUCACUUGGGCCUGAGAAUGAAAGAACACUGUAAACGAGCUUUGGAAUAUGCUACUAGGAUGACCAAACUUGGGCUCAAAGUGAUCUAUCCAGGCCUAGAAGUUCAUCCAGAUCAUGCACUUCUUAAGUCCCUGGCUAAUAAAGACUAUGGUUAUGGGGGAAUUCUCUGUGUGGACAUGGAAACUGAGGACCGAGCUAACCGUUUGAUGAAUGUCUUGCAAAACUUUACCCAAUUUGGGUUCAUGGCUGUGAGUUUGGGUUAUUAUGAGACCCUCAUGUCGUGCUCAGGCUCUAGCACGAGCAGCGAGCUGAACAACGAAGAGAAGGAGUUGGCCGGGAUUUCACCUGGAUUGGUGCGGAUGUCGAUCGGGUAUAAUGGAUCGUUGGAACAAAAAUGGAGCCAACUUGAGAAGGCAUUGUCCAAAAUGCAAGAGAAAAUGGCCUUUUAGAAUCUGAAAAAUUGAACUUUGUUAUGUUACCUUUCUCAAAAAUAAAAAAAUAUUGUACUUUGUUAAGUUGUUAAGGUGAUUUUGUGAAGGGAUGGAUCCUACUUUUUAUGUACCUUCGGCCCAUGUUUGUGUUACAAGUAUGGUGCUUGCAGUAAAGCAUGUUUUAAGCAUA